Molecule: messenger RNA, 382 nt
Organism: Gracilinanus agilis (Agile Gracile Mouse Opossum)
Lineage: Eukaryota; Metazoa; Chordata; Mammalia; Didelphimorphia; Didelphidae
Product: phosphatidylinositol phosphatase PTPRQ-like
Exons: 2
Source: RefSeq, a predicted model, not a curated record
CACCAGCAAGACCAAAAAAUAAGCCAAUCCCAGUCUACGAUGCCACUGGAGCUGUGCUUGUUACUUCAAAAACUAUCACGAUCAGAAUGCCGUUUUGUUAUUAUAAUGAUGACCACGGACCCAUCAAAAAUGUUCAAGUGCUGGUUUCAGAAACAGGAGCUCAACAUGAUAUAAAUAUUACAAAGUGGUACGAUGCCUACAACAAGAAACCGAGGCCGUAUUUUGCCAAUGAAGGUUUUCCCAACCCUCCCUGCCCAGAUGGAAAGCUGCAACUUAGCAACCAUGACGACGUGUAUGUCAUCGGUGCCGAUAAUACAUGUCUGAUACCAGGCAAUGAAGACAAAAUCUGCAAUGGUCCCCUGAAACCAAGAAAACAAUAUGU